This is a messenger RNA of Strongyloides ratti, 489 nucleotides long. RefSeq lists its product as hypothetical. Lineage: Eukaryota; Metazoa; Nematoda; Chromadorea; Rhabditida; Strongyloididae. The record is from RefSeq and is a predicted model, not a curated record. The transcript is spliced from 2 exons. Bases 1 to 489 code for a protein of 162 amino acids.
AUGCAAAUUGUUUUUGUUUUGUACAUUAUUUUCAAUGCUAUAUCUACAUUUUCUAUUAGCACACUUAUCCAAGAAAAUCUAGCAUACAAAAAUAUUGUUUCUGGAUGUCAUUAUCAGUCAUAUUGUAUUAGAAGAAUUUUGGAUGUUGAAAUACUAUAUGGUUUUAAAAGUAGUCAAUAUUAUGCUUUUACAUUUCACUUAUUUUUCAGUUUAACUAACGGAUAUGUUGUAACCAUAUUGCUACAAAACUUUAAAAAACACACUUUACUUUUUUUUGUAUUUACAUUGCUUUCACUAAUAAGUCAAAUUAUUUUAUAUUAUCUUAUUUAUUUAUAUAAUCAAAUGAUCACAGUAUUUUUAAUAUAUGGACUUAAUCCUGAUAAUAGUUUACUUCAGUUAAAUUAUUCAUUAGCUUUAAUAAUUAUUCAAUUUUUAUUAAAUAUGGUUUGUUUGUUAUUUUCAAUUAUCUUUAAAGACAAAGUAAAAUAA